Capronia coronata CBS 617.96 is the source of this 222-nucleotide messenger RNA. RefSeq lists its product as uncharacterized. The record is from RefSeq and is a predicted model, not a curated record. The transcript has 2 exons. Lineage: Eukaryota; Fungi; Ascomycota; Eurotiomycetes; Chaetothyriales; Herpotrichiellaceae. Bases 1 to 222 code for a protein of 73 amino acids.
AUGAACUCCCUCCGGUCCGCGGGAAAUUAUAUUUUCAACAAAACCAAAGGCGCCGGCCACUCGGCGAGCAAGGAGACCAAUAAAUCAAUUGCCAAAGACCCCAAUGUUCGCACCUCUACGCGUCUCAAGGCCGCUGGCGAUGCUGUCAAGAAUAAAGUCCACGAGACGAGUCAUAAUCGACAGGCGGAUGUGAACAAGCAGGCUGCGAAACAUAAUUACUAG